GCUAAGGAGAAUUAGAUUUUAUUAAAUGGAUUUGGGUAUUUAGUUAAUUUAAGAAUCAAGGUCAUUUAGAGAUUGAAUCAUUUAGAAAUGUUGAGGGUCAUGUUUUUACAUACAUUGAUUGCAUAGAAAUUUCUUAUUGCAUCCUUUUACCCAACAAAGAAGCGUGUAGGGAGUAUUGUGUUCAAAACAAUUCAUAAAUAAUAAUUGUUUUACAGUUUUAUAAAAUAAACAUUAUGUAUGUUUAGCGAAUACAUAAUUAAAUCAGAGUAACUUCUUAGCUAAUUUAAUUUUAAAAUUGUAUAUAGAUUGAAUGA
This is a messenger RNA of Paramecium octaurelia, 314 nucleotides long. Lineage: Eukaryota; Ciliophora; Oligohymenophorea; Peniculida; Parameciidae. The record is from the annotation of a GenBank genome assembly.